This is a messenger RNA of Xenopus laevis (African clawed frog), 7665 nucleotides long. It is a transcript of the gene dnmbp.L, whose product is annotated as dynamin binding protein L homeolog. The record is from RefSeq and is a predicted model, not a curated record. Gene Ontology annotation, molecular function: guanyl-nucleotide exchange factor activity. Lineage: Eukaryota; Metazoa; Chordata; Amphibia; Anura; Pipidae. The coding region runs from base 460 to 5208 and encodes 1582 amino acids. Gene Ontology annotation, biological process: intracellular signal transduction; cilium assembly. Gene Ontology annotation, cellular component: cytoplasm; synapse; Golgi stack. The transcript has 18 exons.
ACAAGCCCCUGAAGCAAGAGAUCUUUAAAGAGGCAUGGUGAUGGAAGAUGUACACCCUGGGACAAAACCGUGCCUGCACAUGCCUGGAAAUGCAUUUCUGGAUAGCUGACAGAAACUCCCAUGCACAAGAGAGAUUUGUUCUUGCUCCGUUCCAGGCUGGACUGCUAACGCCCAAGAUAAUUUCCUUUUCCCAGAUGUCUCCUGCAAAUGUAAAUGCAGACCUUCCAGGGUGGUCAUUUAGCUGUGUUGGUUAAAGGGAUGCAAUCGCUGUUUACCAAUGAAAGAUGAAGCUGAUUUUUUAAUCACAAUCACUCCUCCCGUACGGGCUGUUAUUUUCUGCAAGGAUUCUUUUUAAAUCUAAGACUAGUUUACUGGAGUGAACUACAACUCCCAACAUCCUCUGUUUUCCCUGUGUGGCUUAAAGAGACAUGAUCACUUUUUGUCAAGAGGAAACACUGGAUGGAGGUGGGGUCGGUGGUCCGAGCAAUCUUUGAUUUCUGUCCCAGUGUGUCUGAGGAGCUGACGCUGUUUGCUGGGGAUGUCAUUGAAGUUUUGAGUGUUAUAGAUGAGUUCUGGCUCAUUGGCACCAAAGAAGGAAUUACUGUAAUUGGUAUGGUCCCCCAACUGCUGUAUCUCAUGGUGCAGUUCUCCUACUGCUUGUCUGAAAUCUGCUUGGAGAUCCGACCUAAGCGUGGCCAGUUUCCUGUGAGCUUUGUGGAACAGCUGUCCAUCCCAAGUCUUAAGCAUGGAGAGAAGCUCUAUGUCUGCAUCAGUGAAUUUACCUCCCAUGAACCAGGAGCGCUCUGCUUACAAAGAGGUGAUCUAGUGGUUCUGGAGGGAACAUUGACUUCCAGUUGGUUACAAGGACGCAAUUGUUGGGGGUCCAAGGGAUUUUUCCCAUUAUCGUGUGUCCAGGAAUUCUAUCUGUCAUCCAGAAGCCGCCAGCUUUGUCAGAACUCUACUCUUGAGCUCCCAAGUUAUGCUAUUGGCCAGGCAAGAGCCAUUUUAGGACUUUCUGCUCAGCUGGAAGAGGAGCUGGAUUUUAUAGAAGGAGACAUUAUUACAAUCACUGGCGUGCCAGAGUCUGGAUGGUUUGAGGGUGAACUAAAUGGGCGAAGAGGAAUCUUUCCAGAAGGCUUUGUAGAAUUGCUAAACCCCUUGAGGGUUUCUGAUGUUAGAAUUAUUCGUAACACCUAUGAUGACUUUAAACAUGACAAGCUAUCAGAAGUAGCCGAGUUCCCUGAACAAGGAAACUUCAGCAGGGAAAAACGCAGGAAAAAUGAAGACCAAGAUGGCACUUUUGCAAUUGCUCUUUAUAAAUUUGAGGCUAUGGAGCAGAGAGAGCUUGAUUUUGAAGUUGGUGAUAAGAUUAAAAUAAUUCAGACGUUAGAAGACGGGUGGCUUGAAGGGGAGUUGUAUGGAAACAGGGGUAUUUUUCCUCACAGAUUUGUGAAAUUGGAGAGCUCAGAACAAAAUUCUUUUCACCAGACGUCACCAGAGGGAAACAAGAUCAGCAACACCUCAUACAAUGUUGACUUCUCCUCUGCAGACAGCCACAGUGGUUCUGAUCCUCAUUACUGGGAUGUGCAUGUUGAAGAUUCCUCAAGUGUCUCAACUGCUGAAUCACAGGUGCAAAUUCCAAAUUCAGAAUUUCAUUUAAAUAGCAUUAAUGAAAUCCCUGUAAAUGACUAUGAAAUGCUACGUAGCAAAUCUCCUAAGCCACAGCUACCUCCUCGCCCACAGAGUAAGGUAUAUGGCAGCCCUGCAAAUCCUGUUCAAGAUGCUAAUAAAGUCAAACCGAUUACUGCACAGUUGCCUGUCGGUGGACAAGGGUCUAAUGGUUCACAUGAGAAGUGGUCUUCCAAAAGGGCUCUCUCUUUAAUUACACCUGAUGAGGCAGUACAUGCUCAGAAGAGUUCAGAAGAGUCCAAGAACAAAAAUAAUAGAAAAAGUAGCCUUCAGGACCAGGAUAUAGCUCUUUUGGUAGAUGAUCAGCAGCAGAAAUCUAAGAUGUGUUCUAACUCCAAAAAUAAACAGGAAUGUCCUUCCACAUGUACAUGGUCUUCACAGGCAGAGAGGCCACAAAGUGGAACACGUAGCGUAAACAGUGGAUGUGAAUUAAUCAACCUGGACUCUAAAUUAUCUGAGCAACUUUCUCAGUUUGAAAAAAGCCUCUCCAACCCUAUAGCAAAUGGCAACAAGUAUGCGUCAAGACAUUUGUCAAUACUGGAUAACAGUUCUGAAACAGACAUCAUUAGAGGCACAUCUCAGCUCUCCAAAGUCCAAAAAUCACCCGAAAAAAGAAAAACAUUAAGACCCCCACCCCCUCGGCCAACCAUCAGAUCCAAUUCAACUUCAUCUAUUAGAGGUAGAUCACAAAAAAGUGCAUAUACACAAAGCGCAUCUCCUCCUUUCCCACUCAAACCAUCCAGGCCUGCUCCACUGCCUCCACCAGGCAACCAAAGAAAUACACCAUCUCCUAAACCAUUAUCACAAGUGAGCCCACAAACUGAAAGUGUAAUUGCACCUGAAAUCCAUGACCUUUCUUCAGAAGAGCAGUGUGACAAAGACCAUGCUUCACCAUGCCCGUUCCUGCAACUCAAGAUUGAAGAAGUUGAAAGAGAGCUAGAUGUGUACAGAAAGACUCGUGAAGAGUUGAUGUUAAUGCUUGAGGAAGAGCAGGAUGAACUUGUUAGGGCAGAAACCAUAGAAAACUUGGAAUUCUGUGACUCAAAUAUAGAAAGUCUACAUGGAGAACUUCAGCGCCUUAAAGAUAUGACCUUGCUCUCCUCUCAGCCAGAAGGUGUGGAGCAGACUCCAUCCUCUGCGUCCUCCACAGAGAAUUCGGAACAGAGAAUGCUGGAGAAGAGGUCGAAGGUGAUUGAGGAGCUGUUACAGACUGAGCGAGAUUACCUGAGGGUCCUGGAGACAUGUGUGGAACACAUCAUGGGACCCUUGCAGGCAAAGCAGAUGGCCAGCGUGGAUUUUGAUGUUCUGUUUGGAAACAUUCAGAGUGUGAUUGACAUUUCUAAGAAAUUUCUUGCAGCUCUAUCAAGCUCGGACUCCAUUGGGACGGUUUUCCUUGACCAUGCCUCCGACUUGGAAAACGUCUACAAAGAGUACUGCCAGAAUCAUGAAGAGACUAUCGCACUGCUGGAAGCAUAUGAAAAAGAUGAGAAAUUCCAGAAGGACUUGUUGGAAUGCAUGGAGACUGUCAAGAACCUUUACCAAGAAUGGGGCUGUACAAACUACAUUAACCUGGGUUCCUUCCUCAUCAAACCAGUGCAGAGGAUUAUGCGUUACCCUCUGCUCCUCAUUGAGCUUCUUGGCGCGACCCCUGAUUCUCACCCUGACAAAGCCCCUUUAAGAGAAGCUGUGCAGUCAGUGAAAGAAAUCAAUUGCAAUAUUAAUGAGUACAAGCGCAGGAAGGACUUGGUUGUAAAAUAUCGCAAAGGUGAUGACAAUAGUUUGAUUGACAAAAUCUCCAAGCUUAAUAUUCACUCGAUCAUCAAGAAGUCCAAUCGGGUCAGCAGUCAUAUCAAACAACUCACAGGAUUUGCUCCCCAGAUCAAAGAUGAAGCAUUUGAGGAGACUGAGAAAAACUUCAGAAUGCAGGAAAGGCUCAUAAAAAGCUUCAUACGGGAUCUCUCUGUGUAUCUGCAGCAUGUCAGGGAAUCUGCCUGUGUGAAAGUGUUGGCCGCUAUGAGUAUGUGGGAUCUGUACUCAGACAAAGGAACCAGUGAUGUGGAGAAGUUCCACAAAGCCCAUCGUUGCAUCAGCGAGAAGCUUUUCACUGAUUUUAAACAAAGAACAGAAAAGCUGGUCGUUUCACCCCUGAAUCAGCUUCUUAAUAUGUUUGCCGGGCCACACAAAUUGGUACAGAAGCGCUUUGACAAACUCCUGGACUUUCACAAUUGUACCGAGCGAGCAGAAAAGCUGAAGGACAAGAAGUCUCAGGAAGAGCUCCAGUCCGCCAGGAAUAACUAUGAAGCUCUAAACGCCCAAUUGCUCGAUGAGCUGCCCAAAUUUCACAACCACGCCAAGGAACUGUUUGCCAGCUGCAUGCGGGGCUAUUCUAAUGCACACUGCGAGUUUGUGAAGCUUGCUUUGGAGGAACUGAAACCACUAUUAACGCUGCUGGGAGUUGGAGCCACAGAAGGGAACCUGAUUUCCGUUUUCCAGGAAGAGCACAGCAAGGUUCUGCAGCAACUUCAGGUUUUUACCUUUUUCCCAGAAAAUCUUCCACCUUCCAAAAAGCCUUUCGAGCGAAAGACCAUUGAACGGCAGUCGGCCAGGAAAACCAUCCCGACCCCGGCCAAGUACAUCCCGCAGCUGGAUGAACACCGGGUUGCAGUGCUGGCCAGGUACCCACCAGAGAAACUCUUCCAAGCAGAACGAAUCUUUAAUGCUGCUCAGGAUUUGGAUGUUUCUUUACAGGAGGGUGAUCUUGUUGGGGUGAUUAAACAGCAAGAUCCCAUGGGAAGUCAGAACCGCUGGCUCAUUGACAAUGGGGUCACCAAAGGUUUUGUCUACUGCUCAUUCCUGAAGCCUUACAAUCCUCGGCAGAGUCAUUCCGAUGCAUCUGUUGGGAGCCAGUCUUCUACAGAGUCCGGCUACGGAGGUUCCUCCCCCAACUUUUCAAGGCAGAAUAGCAAAAAUACCUUGACAUUUAACCCAGGCAAUGCAACAGUGGCCUUCACCGCAGGAUCCAUUGCAAAACCCAGUACUGAUUCUACAACCACAAACAGCGGUCAGGAAGACUCCCCUGUCUGUCCGCCUGAUAGUAAUUUCUCCAAAAAGUCAAGUGAAACCGAGGUGACCAUGCAAGCACGGACCAGUGAAAGGGUAGCAAAAAGUAGUACAGACACUGAAUCAAAUAAUCGCAGGAGGCAGACAGAAAAUGGGAAUAGUGUCGUCUCGCAAAAUAACGGCGACAAAGAACAGACAUUGGACAGCUGCAAAGCAUUUAAAAAGAAAACCACUUCACCUGUUGGUAGUGACUGUGAACUAGAAGGGAACCAAGUGUUUUAUGCAGUGUACACAUUCAAAGCGCGCUCUCCAAAUGAACUUUCAGUGUCAGCCAAUCAGAGACUUAAUAUCCUGGAAUUCAGAGACAUGAAUGGCAAUGGAGAGUGGUGGUUGGCCGAAGUGGAGGGAAGGCAGGGCUAUGUGCCAUGCAACUACAUCCGGAAAACAGAAUAUACGUGAAAUGGAGCUUCUCGAUGAUCCUGUGAACAUUGCAAACUUUACAGAAUUCAGUUGUGCCUUUUCUGGAUGAAUUUCUGUUGGGUUUUAUUUUUUUUCUUCUUUACUGCUGAAAUCACUUGAACAAUAAUUACAGCUGACGAGGCUUUAAUCGAAUGGAUUUUGCGUCAGCUCUUGGUCCAUGCAAAGAGUGUUUUAUGGGAAUUGAUGCCGUUGUUGUUGGACCUGCAGAAGAAUAGAUCUUAAGAGCAGACACAAGAAUUCCUAGAUUAGUUAUCAGGUGCUGUGGAGUCCACUUUGGUUUGAUCUGUUUUAUUCAUUGCAACAAUAUAGGGCAUUCUGCUGUCGAGUAUUUAUGGCUUCGGUGCAGUGCAAAUGAGAUGUCACAGAGAACAAAUAUCCACUGACAGGACAUGCUGUGAAUGGUUUUAUGUAUUCAUUAUGUCCCUGAUUUUAUUAUUUUAUCUGGUUACUCUGUAAGCAUUCCCUAGGUUCCAUGAGAAACCCUUGCAGGAUAUGUGUGUCCGACUAUUUAACAGACUGAAGUCUUGCGUGCAGCCAAUACUGUCUUGUCUGUUUUAUUGUGCAGAAAUGUGUGCAGCUCCCCCAGAGGUCUGUAGGAGCGUCCAGUGCAUGUUGUAUGCGGCUGCAUUUUUAUUUUUUCGCAUCCUGCACAAUAUUUAAUUGCAGAUUGCUGUAAUAUCAAUGCUGGUUUCCCUGAAAGAUACAGAAAAUAAUUUUCUAUGCUGCACCCACCCCAUUAACAAAAAAUUCUAUAUGAGAGGCCCACUACUAGUAAAGCAGUAGCCCAAGUAUUUAGUUGGCUACUAACUGUAUGUCCUAACUUUAUUAGGACAUACAUAAGCCUAACGCAUUUCGUGCCUAGAUGGGCACUAGCUCGUAUUGAAUUUUCCGUAUAUCGCAAAAAUUGAUGGGCAGCCCUUGGACUGGAGGUUGUAUAGGUGAGAGACCUUUUCAUAAUUUACAUUUUUUUCUUAUGUCUAUUUUUGGAUUUACGACAGUUUGUUUAAAGAACAGAGCCACGCACCAUUGUUUCAUGUGUUAAUUUGUGACCCACCCCAUUAAAAUUCCAUCUCCCAUAGCUCCACCUGAGGUGCAUCUAGGGUAGGGAUCCCCAACCUUUUUCACCCAUGAGCCACAUUCAAAUGUAAGAAGGGUUGGGGAGCAACAUAAGCAUGAAAAUAGUUCCUGAGGAUGCCAACGGAGGGCUGUGAUUGGCUAUUUGGUAGCCCCUAUGUGGACUAGAAGCCUACAGAAAGCUCUAUAUAACUGUUUUUAUGCAACCAAAAGUUCCUCCAAGCCUGGAACUGAAAAAUAAGCACCUGCUUUGAGGCCACUGGGAGCAACAUCCAAGUUGCUCACGAGCUACUGGUUAGGAAUCACUGAUCUAGGGCAAGGGCGAGCAGGGUGCAAUACACAGCAGGCCCACCUGAAAAUGCCCAAGAGCAGGAUCUGUAUUCUCAGACUCCAUUUGCAUUUAUCUAUCUGUUUCCAUAAAGGCCUCAGAUUAAUUCCAAAGUGAAGCAGGAGCUCAUUUGCCCAACCUUGCCCACAUUGCUCUACUUUGAGGUGUUCCAUAUAUACAGUUGGUAGAUAGACUCAUUAUUUUAGUUAAUCAAUUAUAAGACCCUUCACGGUAAAAGUAUACUUUCUGCUAAAUAUUCUGGAAUGAGCUUUGAAGUCUAACAUACAAGGAAAACACCUUUUGGUAUAUUUUUGGUGUAUUUUCAACAUUCUCUCAAUAAGCCAAACAGUAUUAUCUACAUUAAAUACAUUUCAAAUGUACUGAAACAUUAGUUGAACCUGGACAUUGGUGUUUAUGUUGCCUUAAAUUCAACGAAUAUUAGGGGGAGUUGGGGGGCCGUCGCAGUAGGACUCCUUGGCCCACAGCACUUAAUAGCAAAGCAGAGCAAAUUGCAGAGUAAAUGAAUCUUGCCAGCAUCCAGGGUGAAUGGAGCCAGGCAAGAAACAUGUACAUAAAUUUAGAAAUUCCUAUGAAAUAAAGCAUUUAAGACUGUGUGUAUCAUAAAAGCAUCAAGUGGAGCAGCGAUAAAAGUGUGACCCAGGAGCCGCCAAUAAAUACAACUCUACCGAGGCUGGAGGAACGCACGCAAGGAAAAGGAAUAACUACUGAUGCAAUGGGGCAGCCUUCUUGUUUGUAAAUUCCAUUGAAAUGUAUUAUAUUUUUUUUAGGCGUACAUGCAUUUUUACAAUGUAGCAUUUGCACAUUUUUAAUAGGCACCUUUUUAGGAAAUGAAAGUCAUUUUUGACUUUUACCUUUUCUUGUUAGAACAAACCUGUACGAUACGAUUGUGUCAUUUUAUAUAUUAUUCAAGUUUUUUUUUUUUUUUUUUCCAAGAGGGAUAAUGACGUUGCUGAAAUGGGGAGGGUAGUUCUGUGCGGUGAUAACACAGGAGCAAUAAACCUCUCGUUCUCUUA